Cricetulus griseus (Chinese hamster) is the source of this 2562-nucleotide messenger RNA. The record is from RefSeq and is a predicted model, not a curated record. Lineage: Eukaryota; Metazoa; Chordata; Mammalia; Rodentia; Cricetidae.
AUAAAAUCAAAGACAAAAUUAAAGAGAAAGACAAAGAAAAAGAGAGAGAAAAAAAGAAGCAUAAAGUAAUGAGUGAGAUCAAGAAAGAAAAUGGAGAUGUAAAGAUUUUGCUGAAAAGUGGGAAGGAGAAACCAAAAACAAACGUAGAAGACUUACAAAUUAAAAAAGUAAAGAAGAAAAAGAAAAAGAAACACAAAGAGAAUGAAAAACGGAAGCGUCCAAAAAUGUAUAGCAAAUCUAUUCAGACCAUCUGUUCAGGAUUGCUGUCUGAUGCUGAAGAUCAAGAAGCCAAAGGCAUCUUAAAUGAUAACAUAAAGGAUCACAUUGGAAAAUCUUUGGAUGCCAAGAACUGUGGUUCUAAAGUCCCUGAUAACAGGGACUUCCCAUUUGUCUCAUUGAAGGAAGCACGAGUUCAGAGCAACCUUAAGAGGUUGGACACCUUAGAGUUCAAGCGGCUCAUUCAUGCCGAGCACCAGCCUAAUGGAGGUGCGUCUGUCGUCCAUGCCUACAGUGACGAGCUCUCCUGCCUGUCUCCUGUGGAGAUGCAGAGAUUUGCGGAAGAAUUCGUGGGCUUAGUGUUCAGUGAAAAUGAAAGUUCUGCAGCUUACUAUGUAAUGGGUAUUGUUCAUGGGGCAGCUACUUAUUUACCCGACUUUUUAGACUACUUUUCAUAUAAUUUUCCCAAUUCACCAGUGAAAAUGGAGAUAUUGGGAAAGAAAGAUAUAGAGACAACGACUAUGUCCAAUUUUCAUGCUCAGGUAAAAAGAACAUAUUCUCAUGGUACUUACAGAGCUGGCCCCAUGCGACAGGUAAGCUUGGUGGGAGCCGUUGAUGAAGAAGUGGGAGAUUUCUUCCCGGAGUUCCUGGACAUGUUGGAGGAGUCACCAUUCUUAAAAUGCACAUUGCCUUGGGGAACACUAUCUAGUCUAAAAUUAGAGAGUCGGAAAGACAGUGAUGAUGGCCCCAUCAUGUGGGUGCGUCCAGGGGAGCAGAUGAUCCCGGUGGCUGACAUGCCAAAGUCACCCUUCAAAAGGAAAAGAACUACCAAUGAAAUAAAAAACCUUCAGUAUCUACCUCGAACCAGUGAGCCUCGGGAGAUGCUGUUUGAAGACAGGACGAGAGCUCAUGCAGAUCACAUAGGACAAGGCUUUGAGCGACAAACUACAGCUGCCGUUGGAGUGCUGAAGGCCGUGCACUGUGGACACAGGCCUGAUCAACCUCGAAUAACCAAAGAUGUAAUUUGUUUUCAUGCAGAAGAUUUCUUAGAAGUAGUUCAACGAAUGCAAUUAGAUUUACAUGAACCUCCACUGUCGCAGUGUGUCCAGUGGGUUGAUGAUGCAAAACUUAAUCAGCUGAGGAGAGAAGGCAUUCGUUAUGCCAGGAUUCAGCUGUAUGAUAAUGACAUUUAUUUUAUUCCGAGGAAUGUUGUUCAUCAGUUCAAGACAGUUUCUGCUGUAUGCAGUUUGGCAUGGCAUGUUCGACUUAAAUUAUACCACGCAGAGGAGGACACUUGUCACAGUACAGUUUCUCAUGAAGCAUGCAUCUCAUCAGGUCCCACAUCAUCAGUUCUCGGGCCUCACACUGACAACAGAGUUUGUGCUGUGAACCUUCAAACCUCAUCAGACUCUGUGUUUUCAGACAGGCUUCAUUCUAAAUAUGAGUUACAACAGGUUAAACAUGAACAUCCUGCAUCUAUACGAAUCAAGGAAGAACCUGUGAAAGUUAAUAUACCUGAAAAGACUAGAACACUGAAUAAUACAGAAGGCAAGAAUGUUAAGGCAAAGUUGGAUCAUGUUCAGUUUUCAGAUUUUCAGAUUAAUAUGGAUUCUAAAUUUGAAAACAGUAACAAAGACUUAAAGGAAGAAUUAUGUCCUGGAAGUCUCACUAAUAUAGUUGAUACAAGGCAGCAUAGUUCCAUACAUUCAAAUCAAGAUAAAAAUGAUGAUGACAAUUUGUGCUGAAUUUGUACAUUGCAUUUAAAAUUCCUUUUGAAAAAUAAUUUGUAAUAAUGAUUCAUGAGAUCUGAAAGCAAGCCUAGGAAUUGCUCUCAAGUCUGUUACAAAAUAUAGUUGAUGUAGCUUUGUAACAUUCCUCUGUGCCUGUCUGGAACUGGGAAGUUGGAGCACUUAGGUCCAGAUGCACUGUAAACACUGCAGGUAAACACAAAAGGAGUCUUUUAGAAAAGCCGUUUGAGUUGGAAUUGUAGGCUUUAGAAUGGAGCUGACAAAAUCAUAUAAAUAUAUUUUUUGUAAUAUGAGCCAGAAUUCUCUUUUGAUGAUUUGUUUUUACAUAGAGCUUAUUUAUACCGACUUUUUUUUUUCAUUUUAAAUGUCAGCACUGUAGUGUAAAUAGCUUUUAAGAAUCUUUUUAGUGUGAUUUCUAUUGAAAUGUGAGCCAUUUAAUAAAGGUUCGUAAUACUAAAUGCUUUCUGUUGAGUUUGCAAAAACAAACUGACAAUUCAGUUUAAUUGUUUGAUAUAUUGUGUUUCUGUUAAUAUAUACAUGUUGGGAGGUAAUGGAGGGAAAAUGUGUGUGUUCAAAUCUAGUAAAUAUUUAAAUUUUC